CAGGGCUGUGGGUGCGCUGCUGCCCAUUGAGGUUUGUGCAUCUCGUUCCAGGCAGGCUCCUCACAGCAGCUCUGUGCCACAGCCAUGGCCACGGACUGGCUGGGCAGCAUCGUCUCCAUUAACUGUGGAGAGAGUUUGGGAGUGUACCAGGGCAGAGUGUCUGCUGUGGAUCAGGUCAGCCAGACCAUCUCCCUCACACGGCCCUUCCACAACGGCGUCAAAUGCCUCGUGCCAGAAGUCACCUUCAGGGCAGGUGACAUCACUGAGCUGAAGAUCCUGGAGAUCCCGGGGCCAGGGGACAGCAGACAAUGCGGGGACUCCCAGCAGAUGGACACGGCCAUCCCGGGCGUGGGCUGCCAGGUGGGGCCCAGCCAGAACGGCACCGGCAAGGUGCUGAAGAAACCCAUGUCCAGCAGUGCCCCACAGAACAUCCCCAGGAGGACAGACAUGAAGAGCCAGGACAUUGUCAUCUCCCCACAGCAGCAGUGCUCCAAGAGCUACAUGGAUCGACACAUGGAAACGCUGAGCCAGUCCAAAGGAUUCCGCCGCAGGCACAAUUCCUGGUCGUCCAGCAGCCGCCACCCGAACCAGGUGACCCCGAAGAAGAGCGGCCUGAAGAACGGGCAGAUGAAGAGCAAGGACGACGAGUGCUUUGGGGACGAUAUUGAGGAAAUCCCAGACACAGAUUUCGAUUUCGAGGGCAACCUGGCUCUCUUUGACAAGGCAGCUGUGUUUGAAGAGAUCGAAACUUACGAGAGGAGGAGUGGCACGCGCUCCCGAGGGACCCCCAACGAGAAACCCGCCCGCUACCGGCACGAUGAGAACAUCCUGGAGUCGGAGCCCAUCGUCUACAGGAGGAUUGUGGUACCCCAGAACCCUAACAAGGAAUUCUGCACGGACUCGGGGCUGGUGGUCCCCAGCGUGUCCUACGAGCUGCACAAGAAGCUGCUGGCGGUGGCCGAGAAGCACGGGCUGACCCUGGAGAGGAGGCUGGAGAUGACAGGGGUGUGUGCCAGCCAGAUGGCCCUGAGCCUCCUGGGGGGGCCCAACAGGCUGAACCCCAAGAACGUGCACCAGCGGCCCACGGUGGCGCUGCUCUGCGGCCCCCACGUGAAGGGAGCCCAGGGCAUCAGCUGCGGCCGGCACCUCUCCAACCACGACGUCCACGUCAUCCUCUUCCUCCCCAACUUCGUCAAGAUGCUGGAAUCCAUCACCAACGAGCUGAACCUUUUCAGCAAGACACAAGGCCAGCAGGUGUCCAGCGUCAAAGACCUCCCAGACACUCCGGUUGACUUAGUGAUCAACUGCCUGGAUUGUCACGAGAAUGCCUUUCUGAGAGACCAGCCUUGGUACAAAGCAGUGGUGGACUGGGCCAACCAGAACCGGGCCCCUGUGCUGAGCAUAGACCCCCCCAUCAGCGAGAUGGAGCUGGGCAUCGACGCCAAGUGGUCGCUGGCCCUGGGGCUGCCGCUGCCGCUGGGCGAGCGCGCGGGCCGCGUCUACCUCUGUGACAUUGGCAUUCCCCAGAAGGUCUUUCAGGAGGUGGGCAUCAACUACCACUCACCCUUCGGCUGCAAAUUCGUUAUCCCCCUGCACUCCACUUAGAGCUGGUGCAGCCCCUGGCUCUGAAGGGAGAGAGGAGGAGCUCUGUGAAAAGCAAAAGCUGUGUGCUGGAUCCCGGCUGGUCGACUCUGGUGACGCCUUAAAAAAAAGGAUGUGAAGUUCUGGAGGGUUUGCCUUCUGGAAGAAACGUUGUGUAUUUAAAAA
This is a messenger RNA of Cyanistes caeruleus (blue tit), 1767 nucleotides long. The record is from RefSeq and is a predicted model, not a curated record. NCBI's taxonomy places the organism in Eukaryota, Metazoa, Chordata, Aves, Passeriformes, Paridae.